CGCCACUUCAUCUCCCACGUGCUCGCCUUCUUCGCCGCCUCCGACGGCAUCGUGCUCGAGAACCUCUCCUCCCGCUUCAUGUCCGACGUCCAGGUCGCCGAGGCGCGCGCCUUCUACGGCUUCCAGAUCGCCAUCGAGAACAUCCACUCGGAGAUGUACUCGCUGCUUCUCGAGACCUACAUCCGCGACGGCGCCGAGAAGGACCACCUCUUCCGCGCCAUCGACACCGUCCCCGCCGUGCGCCGCAAGGCCGACUGGGCCAUGCGCUGGAUCGACGGCGGGGAGCGCUUCGCCGAGCGCCUCGUCGCCUUCGCCUGCGUUGAGGGCAUCUUCUUCUCGGGCUCCUUCUGCGCCAUCUUCUGGCUCAAGAAGCGCGGCCUCAUGCCGGGCCUCACCUUCUCCAACGAGCUCAUCUCCCGCGACGAGGGCCUCCACUGCGACUUCGCCUGCCUCCUCUACGACCUCCUCCGCAGCAAGCUCGACGAGGGCCGCGUCCGCGAGAUCGUCGCCGACGCCGUCGACAUCGAGCGCGAGUUCGUCUGCGACGCGCUCCCCGUCGCGCUCGUCGGAAUGAACGGCGGGCUCAUGAGCCAGUACAUCGAGUUCGUCGCCGACCGCCUGCUCAUGGCGCUGGGGCACCAGAAGAUGUACAACGUCGCCAACCCAUUCGACUGGAUGGAGCUCAUCUCGCUGCAGGGCAAGACCAACUUCUUCGAGAAGCGCGUCGGGGAGUACCAGAAGGCGUCCGUGAUGUCCAGCCUCAACGGCGGCGGCGCCGCGAACCACGUCUUCAGCGUCGACGAGGACUUCUGAGUUGUGACCGCGCGCGGCGUAUUCUAUUGCUCCGAUAAUCUUUAUUUGCUUUGGUCGCUUGCUAAUUGUAGUAGGAGUUAGUUCGUAUACUGUUUCAGUUGCUGUGUUGCGGUUUCUGUUCGUCAUGUAAUGUACUAAUAAUCAACUUCUCUAUAAACUGGCUGUUCUUACUCA
Molecule: messenger RNA, 987 nt
Organism: Setaria italica (foxtail millet)
Lineage: Eukaryota; Viridiplantae; Streptophyta; Magnoliopsida; Poales; Poaceae
Product: ribonucleoside-diphosphate reductase small chain C
Exons: 1
Coding region: 79-813 (244 amino acids)
Biological process (GO): deoxyribonucleotide biosynthetic process
Molecular function (GO): oxidoreductase activity
Source: RefSeq, a predicted model, not a curated record